Molecule: messenger RNA, 1861 nt
Organism: Oncorhynchus nerka (sockeye salmon)
Lineage: Eukaryota; Metazoa; Chordata; Actinopteri; Salmoniformes; Salmonidae
Product: vesicle-associated membrane protein 1-like
Exons: 5
Coding region: 50-430 (126 amino acids)
Biological process (GO): vesicle-mediated transport; SNARE complex assembly; vesicle fusion
Cellular component (GO): plasma membrane; SNARE complex
Molecular function (GO): SNAP receptor activity; syntaxin binding
Source: RefSeq, a predicted model, not a curated record
CCCCCCCGGCUCACUGACAGUGAGUCAGUUCCAAGCAGCUGCAUAGAAGAUGUCUGCCCCAGAUGCUGCUCCCCCAGCUGGACCUCCCGGAGCCCCAGGGGCCCCAGGAGCAGACGGAGCCCCAGGUGGAGGGCCCCCACCCCCUCCUCCCAACACCUCCAGCAACCGCAGGCUACAACAGACACAAGCCCAAGUGGAGGAGGUGGUGGAUAUUAUGCGGGUGAAUGUGGACAAGGUUUUGGAGAGGGACCAGAAGCUGUCAGAGCUGGAUGACAGAGCGGAUGCUCUCCAGGCCGGGGCCUCCCAGUUUGAGAGCUGUGCAGCCAAGCUCAAGAGCAAAUACUGGUGGAAAAACGCAAAGAUGAUGAUCAUUAUGGGUAUCAUUGGAGUUCUUGUGGUCGGAGUCCUUUUCUUGUACUUCUUCUAUUGAGUAAUCCCACCGUGGCAGGACACAGACAUGAGAGCGGAAUAGGAGAGAAGAAGAAAACAAAAUCGACCCAGAUCCAAACUCCAGUCCCGCCCCCUUUAUCCUCCACACCAGGUCUUCCAUCUAGCACUUAAACAUGACGAUAGUGUGUAGAUGUUGUUGCUCUCUUUUCUCUUUGUCCUCCUGCCCUUCCCUUCUCUUUGAUCCAUAUUUCUUCCUCUGUUUUGGCGUGCUGUCUCACUCACUCUCUCCUGCCUCUGCGUCUCAUACAUUAUUGAAGUGUGCAGUAGGAAAGAGAGAGAGAGAGAGAGAGAGAGAGAGAGAAAGCAGGAAGAAGUGACAGAGAGAGAGAGAGAGAAAGCAUGAAUAAGUGAAAGAGAGAGAGCAUGGAGAAAGAGAGAGUGAGUGCAAUGAAAGAGCGCAGCAGUUCUUUCUAUCCGCCAAAGCUUGUUCGUGUUACCUUUUGGAGAGCGUACCACAUUUGUAAAUUGAUACUGACAUACAGUACCUAACAACCCCUCCUGAUCCCCUACCUCAUACCACUACCAUUAUAAACACUACUUACUAAUACAAGGUCAUGUUUAAGAGUAUGAUCAUUUUGUCAUGUGUGUGUGUGUACUUGUGAUCCAAAUCAGUGUAGCCAGUAGCUUUUUCCAGGGUUAGUUGAUGUAGGCCUUGACGGGCAUUCCUGCCUUUUCCUUUACCUCCCUCUUCCUCUCACUCGCUGACUGUGGUGUUUAAGAGAGAGAUAGAGAGAGAAUAAGAAAAGCCAGGAAGGAUACUGGAAAAGGCAGAAACCACUUUUGGGACACUGACUUUUAGUAUAUCUUUAUUCUUGUACCACAGACAGACAUACGGACAGUUAGCUAGAUUGACAUUGACAGACAGAAACAGACAGUCUGUACCUACAUAGAGUAUUCUUUCAGGAGUGCAGACAAAAGUCUAUACAGCAUUAACUCUGGACACACCUAAAGGCAGGUCUGUGUAAUAACACUGCAUAGAACAUUUCUGAUUGAUUAGUAUUAACUCUGGACACACCUAAAGGCAGGUCUGUGUAAUAACACUGCAUAGAACAUUUCUGAUUGAUUAGUAUUAACUCUGGACACACCUAAAGGCAGGUCUGUGUAAUAACACUGCAUAGAACAUUUCUGAUUGAUUAGUAUUAACUCUGGACACACCUAAAGGCAGGUCUGUGUAAUAACACUGCAUAGAACAUUUCUGAUUGAUUAGUAUUAACUCUGGACACACCUAAAGGCAGGUCUGUGUAAUAACACUGCAUAGAACAUUUCUGAUUGAUUAGUAUUAACUCUGGACACACCUAAAGGCAGGUCUGUGUAAUAACACUGCAUAGAACAUUUCUGAUUGAUUAGUAUUAACUCUGGACACACCUAAAGGCAGGUCUGUGUAAUAACACAUAGAACAUUUCUGAUUGAU